This is a messenger RNA of Schistocerca serialis cubense, 7529 nucleotides long. RefSeq lists its product as uncharacterized. The coding region runs from base 3331 to 5739 and encodes 802 amino acids. The record is from RefSeq and is a predicted model, not a curated record. NCBI's taxonomy places the organism in Eukaryota, Metazoa, Arthropoda, Insecta, Orthoptera, Acrididae. The transcript is spliced from 4 exons.
GCACACCGGCGCAGCUGGGGAUCCCUCCGGAGCCGCCGCUCCCUUUCCUCCUGCACAGCCGCAGGUGCUGCCGGCGGCCGUUCCAGCGCGUCAGCCAACCACCAGCGUGGGUGUGCAGACGCCGAGGUAACCUCUGGCUGGCAAGCCUUCUCGUUUACCAGCAGCGGACACAAUAGGCGCCUACUGUCCACAGUCCUGUCUGGUUCGACAGCGCAGAGAAACUCGACCGGCACCAGAAGGUAUUGUGCCUCUACCUCAACUGCUGCAGGAUACUCAACUGCCUUGGAUCAGUGCAGUUCUAGGCGACAGAGACCAGAGGAACAUUCUGCUGUGCAGCCCCCUCAUUUGCCAACGCUGGGACAAAUCUAUAUCUGUCCUCAGUCGCAGCUAGCUCAACAGCCAGUGCUGACAAACUCAAUCGGCAGCAGAAGAUCUUGUGUGUCUGCUCAACGCUGGGACAAAUCUAUAUCUGUCCUCGGUCGCAGCUAGCUCAACAGCCAGUGCUGACAAGCUCAAUCGGCAGCAGAAGAUCUUGUGUGUCUGCUUCAGUUAAUGUCCAAGAGUGUCUGAGGCCGCAAUUGUCAGUUAGACAGUGAAGUUGGACUGAGAUUGGAGCAACAUACAGCGGUACAGUACUGACAUCUACUAUCGUUGACCGUCCUGUGCCCAGAUUGUACUGACAAACUCUACCUGCACCAUAUGCUCUUCUGUGUCCGCACCAACUGAUGUCCAAGGUUGGCUAAGUCCGAUGGUGCCAAAUGCCGAAGGAAGACAGUCUGUUAAAGCCCAAGGUGAAUUCGCAAAGUACCAUUGGACGGCAGAGCUCAGAGUGGCACUAGAAGUUCAUCCUCCUCUUCAAAAUCAGGUUACGACGAGUGUGCAUCUUUACAGAGAGGACACCUCAGGCUUGAGGAUGAAACACGUCCACAGAAUCUAGUCGCAGAUUAGUACUGAGAGACAGAGAUCUGCGUGUGUUGUCUUCAUAUCUACCAGCGCCAAGUGAAAUUAUUCGAAUAGCGUCUAGUUGGCAAUCUAGACCAUCAUCGCAAACUUUUUGUGUAUCUCAACUGAUGUCCAAGGAUGACCAAAACCUUUGGUACUAAUGAGACAUAAUCAGCCUGCUACAGUUAAAAUCGAAUUCAAUUGUAAAGUUGGACGACAGAAGCCAGAGCACGUGUGAAAGUCCAUCCUUAUUUUCAACAGUAGAUUGCAAUGGAUGUGCGUCCUCAUGAAGAGUGGAUCUGGAACGAGUGAGUCCUUACAGCGCACUUGCACAAAGCUGACAAUCUCAACCAACGCUAGACAUUACUGAACUGAUAGCGUAUGACAACUCAGACCACUGGUCUUCCAGAGAUCAACGAUAGUCUCAUUAUUCUUGACAGAAAGAUACAUCAGAAAUGUGUAUCAGCUACGCCCAGAUGACAGCAGAUGUUGGAAUUGGACAGUGUUCCAGUGGUUCCACGGUAGCUUUUCAGUGUGUGAUCUCGAAUAAAGCCAGAACUUUUCAUGUCCCAUUCCCAGCUGAUGUCUGAGAGCAACUGUGAAUAACACAGGUCCAAAUAAAAAGCUCCAGGGAAGGACUGUAGGCUUCUCUCUCCAUCUGCGCACUGACAGGUUAUGACUUUAGUAGCCCAACUGGUCUUGUUAACUUAUUAGGAUCAGUAAGGCUCGCCACUCAUUCUGGGACAGGCCACUUACAGGAAGAACAGUACACCUUAUUCUGCCAAAGUCCAAUGAUAGACGUCUAGUAUCUAGAAUCUGCAAUAACUUUCGAUACCGUCCCAAAUGCAUCAUAGGCCCAUCGUCCAUCUUAUCUGUAUAUUCACUGGGAAUGCUGAGUAGGAUCGAGUGUGAACAUCACUCUUCUACUGUCUAUAGAGUGAAAACACCACUAGUGCUAUUCCAGAUCAAUACGUAGUGACUAAGGCGCAACUUAUGAGUGUUACCUUCAAUCAUCAGAAAGCGAAAGUAGUUGGUGCUUCUGGUUGCUGGUUGCACCAGAUGGUCUGGGUUUAAGUGAAUGCCUACAAGAACAGUAUUGAUUAUCAAGUUGACCGCUGGGCUGAGGAAUCUGAUCGCUAUCAAGGAAAGGCAUCCACUCCAUUUCGAGCCCACAUGUAACUGUAGGAUACGAUUCUGGCAGCUGUAAUAGCUCCUCCUGUUAGCCCAUACUAUAUAACGAAUGAGAUUUGCUUUUAUCGUGGAAUGUUUUCGCCAGCUGAACAAAGGAAACUGUGACCUUUUCUCAACCGGUGCUGUGUAGUUUAUGGAAAUAUUAAUCUAGUCAUAAGGACGGAAGAAAUCUGUCAGAUUCCCACUGACUGGCCGAGAAGGCUCACUAUCGCUUUUACUUAAGAAAAACUGUGUUUAGAGAGUGCAGUUACGUAAAUGUUGGGCUUUUUGGCUGGUUUUCUUGGCUAAAUAAUAACUGUUCUCUGGUAUUAGACUCUGAAGAUCUGCGAUUCCACCUUAGUUCUUGGUUGAUGUUACUAUGCUACCCCACUCACCGGAAGCUGGAAUGAAUGGGGAAGAAUAAGUAGCUUUGUUGCCUCUAGUUCAUCAGCACAGUGUCACGAGCUCGACACUUUGAAAAUAUUACCUCACAGACAUUCCAAGCGAAUAUAGCAUUUUGGCCUGACGAGAGUUAUAACAGUACAAAACUGGAAGCACCAAGAGGAUCUACGAGGAUUCACGGAAGGUCCAUUGAACUUUCUACUCCGGUAUAUUUUGUUAAGUCGGCCGCUUUAUUGGUAAAAAAAAACAACAACAAAGAAUUGAAUGUUCCUCCUAGCGUUAGCUAGGAAGAUUUAAAUACUAUUGAACUGGUUUUUUUUUAUGACAAGAGAAAUUAGAUCCUGAAGUUGAAAUCUGUGCCGGUUUAGUGAAAAAGGUUUUGAGUGCUUCGCCCACUCAAACAUAAUGGCGUUGCGCCAUGUAAAACAUUUAGAGGAUUGCAGUUAUCCAACGUAGAUGUUUAAUUUCAGCACGCAAAUUCUCACCUAAGUGAUUUAAACCAUGUUCUGUUAAAAUUUGGAAGGCAGAGAGUAGUAUUUUACUUUGUAUUACUCUUACGGGCAGCUCAUACAAUCGGACUUGGUUGGUACGUCAGCUGCAAUGAGACGCAGCUGAUGGGCACCUCAACACACUGUGCGAGCUUGUUCUAUGAAAAAAUAUACUGCAAAAAUAGCGCAAAAACAAUCUAGUAUUCGUGUUGGAGGAAAUACUCUCGAACUAGGUGCAAGAAUACCUUUUCGAGUAGUUUGUGAUUAUUUGUCCUGUCAGAUCAGCAACCAGUGCCGUUUCCCGUCUUGACGUAAUACAAACUGGAAAAUGGCUGCCAGCUUCCUGAAGAUGGUUCUCCGUCGCCAUUGCCGGCUGGACGCUGGGUGCCGCAGUCAGUUCUCUGUUCCGGCUCUCGUCUCGUUUCUGGUGAUGGUGCUGCUGACAACUCAUCCAUCGUCUGCGACGAGACUGCCUUUGGGCGACGGCGUGGAGAUUGCAGACUCUCGUUUAUUGCAACGUCAGAAUAUCAUGGAGGGACAUCUUCACACAGACUCGACACCGACUGAUGACGCUGAACUUUUGCUGACACUAUUACCUGUUGGGGAGACUGAACUACCAGAUAAGAGGUUCUUACAUGAAGUUAGAGAAGGGGACCGUGGUCCACACUUACAUGAUCGAGCUCCAAGCCUAACUGGUAAGGACGAAGAAGAGCUUCAGCCUUCUCUAAACGAGUACAAAGUCUCAAAGAAACCCUAUCGUAAGAUACUGGAUGGCCAUGGUACAAUGGUCGAGCAGUUACACACAACAGUCUGGGAUUCAAAUAAACUUGUGAAUGAUGACAAUCCAGCUGAUGCUGAAGGUGAGGGGAACAGUAACCACGAUUCUCCAGAUCAAGAAAUGGCAGAGUCUGUUUCCUCUGGCGAACACGAGGAGAGUGAGAUCAAACGUUCUGUUCGUCUGCCACGUUCCCCAGUUACAAAUCGUGACUUCCUCGGAUUUUUCUCCAGCCCAAACGGAUAUGGAGUGGAUGAAGCACAAGAACAGAGACCCUUUCAUGUGUCAACUGGCUAUGACAGUUCAGAAGCAAGUGUCCACACGUACGUGGUAAAUAAUCAGCAGCAGUACCUACAGGAAGGGCAGCGGAAUAUACAUACACCCCAAAAUACACAUGCCAGUGCGUUUACAGAAGCACUGUACCCGCUACACCAGAGAAACUUGUUACAAAUUCGUAACGGGAGAGAAAACAUCCUCCCUCAGACCACACUUGGAGGAAGGGCAUCGUUUGGAAAUGGAGAAUAUGCUCAUUCCGCUUUAGGCAGUGAAUAUAUUAAAAAUACAUUCCCCGCAAAUCUUAGGAACUACGUUUCCCAGGCAAAUGUUUCCCAGAAAAAGACACUGCAGAAUAAGAAGAGGGAUUUGUCACGACAACAUGUCACUCUCGGGGAGAAUGUGGAGCCUGGAACAUCACAGAAGCCUACAUUGUACAGAUCUGCUGCAUUGGAGGAGUUCAACAGAAAUGACCGUCCUAUUUUGGAAAACGCUAUCACGAAAAUGGUUAUGGGAGGAGAAGGGCAAUGGGAUAGAAUUGUCACAGAUCAUUUCUCUAAGCUGUUCCAGCCAGUAUCACAAAACGAGGCAGUGAGCCUCUCUUCACAUCACAGCGUUCCACUAGCUGUGUCUGAACAAGUGGCGUCCAUCCUGCCGAUAGACGACAAGCCGUCUGAAUACGACCACACGACAGUCUCUGAACCACAUGUUGAAGAUGUGGGUGGUUCUAUAGAUGAGGGAGCCCUUGUUCUCGAGACCAGCGACCAACAGAGAUUUUGGUUGGAGGGAGAAGGUAGUCUACUGCAUGAUAACAUCUUCAGCAGAUCUGAUUACCAGAGUGGACUGAAUCCAGUUAUGGAACCCCAUGUGGGGAUCAGGAUCUUUAAGAGAUCAGUGGGCACUGAACGAUUAAGGAAAGGUGGUGUUGCUCACUUGGUUAAAAUGAUGCAAGAAGGGGCUGACAGUCAUACCUCAGCAGCGCUGUCUAAGAGGUCUCCUCUGUCUACUGGCUAUGUUGCUGGCAUCACUGCUGAUGUGGACCACCACCAGCACCACGAGCACAUGGCCGUGGCAGCGGCUGGUGCUGCUCAUCACCACCACACUAUUCCUCCGGCUGUCAUCCUAUCGUCAGGACAUCACCACAGCGGCGACACAGCCCACCACCUGGUAUCGAAAUCUGAAACCACAGUAGGGGGUAGCGCCGGCGGCGCCAGCAACGGUCGCGGUCCGAACCAGGAGGACUCUGGGCCUGGUGCUUUGGUGGUGCUGCAUCCACCACAGCCGCUGGUCGCAGCGCACGCUGAUGACGACACCAUACACGUCAUCGCCGCAGUGCCGUUCGCCGUCGCCCACCACCACGAACUGCACCACGAGGCAGACCACGUGCUGUCGAAGAGCACCACGCUGACCCUAGCCCAGCACGACAGCGACCCACACGUGCUGGCCAAGACGACGACGGUCACCACGGUGACGCAGCACGACAACGCGCCACUGCUCGUGGUGCACGCACCGGACGCUCCCGUGGUGCUGCUUCACCACCCAGCUGCAUCCCAGUCCUCGACGUCGACCACGACUGUGCACAAGCCGCCAGUCACACACAACCUGCUCCGCGUGCCCCUCGGUGGCUUCGGAGUCGGGGUCACAUUCGGCGGCGCCGGGGCGGGACACGGCUUCUAUGCAGCAGGGUGACACACUCGCUGCCUCUGACUCCAUAAAAAGUGUUCGAGAUUACGAUUUAAUCUGUUUAUGUAGAACAUCCAUCCAAUAAACAGCAGAUUCUCUGGGGUGAUAUGUAACCAGACAUUAAUUUGUUUAGGAAAUUCGCACGAAAACUAUUUUGAGAGUAGUCUUAUCAAUGUUUUUCACGUCUGUUGUUGUUGUGGUCUUCAGUCCUGAGACUGGUUUGAUGCAGCUCUCCAUUUUACUCUAUCCUGUGCAAGCUUCUUCAUCUCCCAGUACCUAUUGCAGCCUACAUCCUUCUGAAUCUGCCCCCCAAAUAGCAAAACUCCUUUACUACUUUGUCUCAUUUCCCAAUCUAAUUCCCUCAGCAUCUCUUGGUCUCCUUCUACGAUUUUUACCCUCCACGCUGCCCUCCAAUACUGAAUUGGUGAUCCCUCGAUGUCUCAGAACAUGUCCUACCAACUGAUCCCUUCUUCUAGUCAAGUUGUGCCACAAACUCUUCUCCCCAAUUCUAUUCAAUACCUCCUCAUUAGUUAUGUGAUCUACCCAUCUAAUCUUCAGCAUUCUUCUGUAGCACCACAAUUCGAAAGCUUCUAUUCUGUUCUUGUCUAAACUAUUUAUCGUCCACAUUUCACUUCCAUAUAUGGCUACACUCCAUACAAAUACUUUCAGAAACGACUUCCUGACACUUAAAUCUAUACUCGAUGUUAACAAAUUUUCUUCUUCAGAAACGCUUUCCUUUCCAUUGUCACUCUACAUUUUAUAUCCUCUCUACUUCGACCAUCAUCAGUUAGUUUGCCCCCCAAAUAGCAAAACUCCUUUACUACUUUGUCUCAUUUCCCAAUCUAAUUCCCUCAGCAUCGCCCGAUUUAAUUCGACUGCAUUCCAUUAUCCUCGUUUUGCUUUUGUUGAUGUUCAUCCUAUACCCUCCUUUCAAGACACUGUCCAUUCCGUUCAACUGCUCUUCCAAGUCCUUUGUUGUCUCUGACAGAAUCACAAUGUCACCGGCGAACCUCAAAGUUUUUAUUUAUUCUCCAUGGAUUUUAAUACCUACUCCGAUCUUUUCUUUUGUUUCACGUCUAACUAUCGACAUUUAUAGAAAUCUGAAGCGAAGAAGUCGUCUCCUACAUGCGAAAUUCUAAUUGAAAGUGAGUGACAACAAACUUGAAGGCCAAAACUAGUUGUGUGUAGUGAAACAAAUUUUACAUCUGGAACUACUUUCUUACCUAAUAUCUUAAUAAGGCAGUUACUCCUCUUAUAGGAACUGCCUUCAAUUGCAAUCUUUGCUGCAUGCUAUGAAAUCACACAGAAAAUAUAAAUGAAGAAGCUCAGGGAGUUCAAUCGACAAAGCACAAACACACCCUCUAUAACUUGCCAUAACUAGAGCUGAUCAGAGGCCUACAUAGUUCAGAGCUGGUUAGCGCCUGAGGAACGGACUCAUCCUACACUUUAUAUACUUAACUGACACGUCAUAGGCAGCCCGCGACACAUUUGUGAACAGUAGCUGCGUCAAGGCUGCAAAAAAUGUGACGCUACUGCUGUAUGUGCCAGUUCAAUGUGUUACCAGUGUUGCACUCGGAAAUAUGGUGAAUGAGAUGGAAAUAACAAAAGUAGAAAUUCCCUGGUGUAAAAGGUGGAAACUCAGUGAAAAAACACAUAUGGAAAACUACGGACUUGAAUUUUUUAUGGUUUGAAGUACUGCUACAGUGUACUACAAGAAAAUUGCACAACUGAAACGCUUCAACUUGAAGCAUGUGAGAAUGACAAAUGUUUUCUUUGAUGUUAAGUAUUGUUAUUUU